Polyodon spathula (Mississippi paddlefish) is the source of this 1379-nucleotide messenger RNA. RefSeq names its product adenosine deaminase-like (gene mapda). The record is from RefSeq and is a predicted model, not a curated record. Gene Ontology annotation, biological process: adenosine catabolic process; inosine biosynthetic process. Gene Ontology annotation, molecular function: adenosine deaminase activity. Bases 142 to 1188 code for a protein of 348 amino acids. NCBI's taxonomy places the organism in Eukaryota, Metazoa, Chordata, Actinopteri, Acipenseriformes, Polyodontidae. The transcript is spliced from 10 exons.
UUCAAUGCUGCAACCACACAGUGCAAAUAUUUAACGUCAGUGCAACGCGCUGAAAUCUGUAGCGGUGUAUUUGUACAUAUGUAGUGUAAAUUAACAUUGUUUGUUUAGAACUAUACAUUUUCAGGCACAGUGACAGAGUCGAUGCAGGAGGAAGCUGACCUAUUUUACCGACAGCUUCCAAAAGUGGAGCUGCACGCUCACCUGAAUGGUUCCAUCAGCUCGGCCACGAUGCAGUGGCUCAUUGCUCAGAAGCCAGACCUCCACAUCCAGCACAGCAUGACUGCCAUCAACAGAGGUCAGCGCAGGACGCUGGAUGAAUGUUUCCAGGUGUUUGAAGUAAUUCACCAGUUGACGGACAGAGUGGAAGACAUAUUCAAGGUAACCACAGAUGUUAUAAAGGAGUUUGCUUCAGACGGAGUGAAAUACCUGGAGUUAAGAAGUACACCCAGAGAGGAGAAGAGCACAGGGCUGACUAAAAGGAAGUAUGUGGAAACAGUACUUGAAGCCAUCAAACACUGUAAACAAGAAGAUGUGGAUAUUGACGUAAGAUUUUUGGUGGCCAUCGACAGAAGGCAUGGUCCCGAAGUUGCCAUGGAAACCGUAAAGAUGGCUGAAGAUUUCUCUGUGUCCAGCGACGGUGUUGUGGUGGGGCUGGAUCUCAGCGGGGACCCGACGGUAGGUCACGGCAAGGAUCUCAUUCCUUCACUUCAGAGGGCCAGGAAUUCAGGACUCAAACUGGCUGUGCACCUGGCUGAGGUGACCAGUCAGCAGGAAGAGACUCGAUUGCUCCUGAGUCUCCCCCCCGACAGGAUAGGACAUGGUACCUUCCUUCACCCAGAAGUGGGCGGGUCACAGGAGCUAGUGGACACCGUGAUGAUGAAACACAUCCCUCUGGAGCUGUGCUUGACCUCCAACAUCAAGGGCCAGACUGUCUCCUCCUACGAUAAACAUCACUUCCUAUACUGGUACAACCUGGGCCAUCCCUGUGUCCUCUGUACGGAUGAUAAGGGUGUUUUUGCCACCGAGCUCUCCCAGGAGUACCAGUUGGCUGCCACUACCUUCAACCUGAGCACAGCUGAGGUGUGGGCCCUGUCGGAGCAGGCGAUCAACUGGUGCUUCGCCCCGGAGUCUGUCAAGCAGGAUCUGAGGCGCCGGUGGGCACAACUCAAACGAGAGAUGCACAGCUGACAGACUUUUCAAGAACCUCUGAUUGCUGUGUGUUUCUCUUUGUGGGUAACAGCUGAAAUUAAACCCAGACUUACAUUUUUUCCCUUUGUGUUGCAAUAAAACCUUUCACCUGUAUGGCUUUUAACCCUUAGCGGUCCAUUUACUCAGCACUGUCAGGUCCAAUUUAUUUUCACACUCGCUGUAUUUUACAU